GAAAUCCAGUUCUGUUUGUUCUGCGGACACAGAAUUUCUUCAUAGUUUAAAUGAGAGUUUUAACUGUCAUCCCCACUACGAGGGGUGUGAGCCCCCUGAGCCCCCUUGUUCUGCUAGUGCUGUGAGCCCCACCUCCCCUCAUAAACAUGAUAAUCCUGUACCUGCUAACUCAUUCAGAGUAAAACACUUCGCUGGAUCAGUAACCUACUCUGUCUCCGGAUUCCUGGCUAAGAACACGGAUUCUCUGGAUAUAUCCAUCUCCAGGUGCCUCUUCACCUUCAACCAUCCACUCAUCAAGAUACUCUUCCCAGAAGGAAAUAGUAAACGAGGUUCAAGACGACCUCCAGCCACUGUUGGAACUCAGUUCAAAAUAUCAUUAGGUGCUCUGCUGAACAAUCUUGGAAGUAAAAACCCGCAUUUUGUUCGCUGUAUUAAACCAAACGAAUCUAAAACACCUCGAGUAUUCGAUCCUUCCCUUGUUCAACAUCAAGUUAGAUAUCUUGGGAUUCUUGAGUUUACUCGAUUGCGGUCAGCUGGGUUUGUAGUUCGUGAAACCUACACCAGGUUCCUGGAUCGGUAUAAGAUGCUUUCUACACACACCUGGCCUUCAUGGCAGGGAGCUCCUGUUGAGGGAGUGACCUGCCUGCUCCGUGAGCUACCUGUAAGCGGAAGUGAGUAUGUGCUGGGUAGAACGAGGAUCUGUAUCCGGAGUAUCAAGUGUGUAGAUGAACUAGAGAACUGGAGAAAGGAGAGGGUGGAUGAGUUGGUCACACUCAUCCAGAAGGUCUGGCGGGGGUUCAUAGCAAGGCGGAACUGGAAAAGAUUACGGGAAAGUCAGAUUGUGAUAUCGUCGUAUUGGAAGAGGUGGAAGGAUAAGAGUCACGUGACCGAGCUCAAACAGCGUAGACAGCAGGAGUGGGCGGUGGAGAUCAUACAGAAGCACUACAGAGUCUGGCAGAGGAAGAGAUGGUUGGUGUACCUGGCCCACUCUCUCCCCUCGGAGUCCCCUAUCUCUAGGGAGUGGCCGAGAGCUCCUCAUUCUCUUCGAGAAACUAGCUUUCUACUUCGCAAACUAUAUCAUAGAUGGAGGUGCGAGAGGUUUCGUGAAAGAUUUGAUCAAACUUCGAGGAACAGAAUGCGGGAAAAAGUGACGGCUAGUCUCAUUUUUAAAGAGAAAAAAUCAUCUUAUCCAAGGAGCGUGAGUGUCCGGUUUAUGGGAGACUAUGUUGGACUACGACGUAACCCACAAUGGAAAGAUGUUUUAACAAAAAACUCUUUACAUAAAAUGGACAGAUAUGUCGUCUUUGCAGAUAUAGUAAAUAAGAUCAACAGAUCUAACGGCAAGUUUGUUCCGAUCUUGUUUGUGAUUUCCACAAGUUCAAUGCUGAUCCUAGAUCAGAGAACUAUGCAGAUCAAAUACAGGGUGCCGGCAGGUGAAAUAUUCAAGCUAAGCUUGAGUCCAUUCUUCGAUGAUAUUGCAGUCUUCCAUGUUAGAGCAAGUUCUCCGACCCGUGAGCUGCGCAGUCAGGCCAAUAUCCCCUCCUGUCUAUCCUCCGAGGCUGUGAAGAGGAAAGGGGACUUCGUGUUCCAGACCGGUCACGUGAUAGAGAUAGUUACCAAGCUCUUCCUAGUUGUGCAGAACUGUACAGGCAAACCUCCAGCUGUUAACAUUAGUACAGAAUUCGAGGCUAACUUCGGUACACAUAAUGUAACCUUUCAGUUUAAGGUG
Molecule: messenger RNA, 1729 nt
Organism: Eurytemora carolleeae
Lineage: Eukaryota; Metazoa; Arthropoda; Copepoda; Calanoida; Temoridae
Product: unconventional myosin-Ib
Biological process (GO): actin filament organization; vesicle transport along actin filament
Cellular component (GO): vesicle; microvillus; actin cytoskeleton
Molecular function (GO): microfilament motor activity; ATP binding; actin filament binding
Source: RefSeq, a predicted model, not a curated record